AGAGGAGUUCAUCGGCGACAAGUGAUUGUGCAGAAAGAUGGGGCACUCUAACAUCUGGAACUCUCACCCUAAAACCUACGGCCCUGGAUCCCGCACCUGGAUCUUCUGAGCUUUCGUAUCAAAUUCUGGUCCGUUAAACGCCGGCCACACUUGCCGCCACGCCGGAAGGGAAGACCUUGUCGACCGCCGCUUUAGCAGUUAAGCGACGGCCUCCAACUCGCCACCCCCGGCGGUGUUUGUCGGUGAAGAUUGUUGGCGUAAUUGUUUGCCAUCUCCGAAGCCCAACCGACAACAACAAACAAAUGUCGGAAAAUCCGCUUCAUCAUCUCUUCCAAGCGUUCGGCAAAGUUUCGGAGUGUGUGCAGACACAUCUCUCACAGCUCACUCAACGCCCCCCCGAAAAAAAAUCGCCGCCCUCUCUAAGCACAAACCGGAACCCCCCUGUAUCUAUCACCUCAAAUUCCGCCGCCGACGCUCAUAUUCUCCAACCGGACGAAAUCCUUAAAAAGGGGAAGUCUUCGAGUCCAACUACUAAAGAGGAUCUUGGAAGAGCUACGUGGACUUUUCUUCACACGCUAGCUGCUCAGUAUCCAGAUAAGCCAACUAGGCAACAGAAGAGGGACGUUAAAGAACUGAUGGCAAUAUUAUCUCGUAUGUAUCCUUGUAAAGAAUGUGCAGAUCACUUUAAAGAAGUUAUAAGAUCAAACCCGGUGGAGGCUGGAUCUCAUCACGAGUUUUCCCAAUGGGUAUGCCGUGUGCAUAAUGUAGUUAACAGAAGCCUAGGCAAGCUUGUAUUCCCAUGUGAACGAGUUGACGCAAGAUGGGGUAAGUUAGAGUGCGAGCAGCGCGCGUGUGAUCUACAAGGGACUUCAAUGAAUUUCAGUAAUGAAUUAAAAUGAAUUUUUAUCGUAUUAACAUUAAUACGACGAGUGCAUCAACGGUACUUGUUCGAACAUUUAUAGAAACACCGACAUAUGGAAAGUGGAAAAAUUCAUUUUUUAUUAUUUUUUUGGGGGAGUUUAUUGAUUAUUA
This is a messenger RNA of Erythranthe guttata (spotted monkey flower), 1032 nucleotides long. RefSeq names its product FAD-linked sulfhydryl oxidase ERV1. Gene Ontology annotation, cellular component: mitochondrion. Lineage: Eukaryota; Viridiplantae; Streptophyta; Magnoliopsida; Lamiales; Phrymaceae. The record is from RefSeq and is a predicted model, not a curated record. Gene Ontology annotation, molecular function: flavin adenine dinucleotide binding; flavin-dependent sulfhydryl oxidase activity.